This is a messenger RNA of Symbiodinium necroappetens, 507 nucleotides long. Lineage: Eukaryota; Dinophyceae; Suessiales; Symbiodiniaceae. The record is from the annotation of a GenBank genome assembly.
GCCAUCACAGAGGGAGGAUCGAAGGUUUGGGCCUGGGGCAGCAACGUUCACGGACAGCUUGGCCUCGGGAUGAACGGCGAGGGCUCCCAGCGCGUGCGCCCCUCCUUGGUGCCGGCUCUGAGCAACCGACGGGGAAUGCUGGUUUGCCAGGCCUCGGCGGCGUCGAACCACUCGCUGGUGUUAACCACCACAGGUGAAGUGUAUGCCUUCGGAGAGAACGGUCAUGGUCAGCUUGGCUUUCCGACAGUGAAGAGUAAUACCGACGCCCAGACGCAGCACGACAACGGAGACCCCCUGUCGCAGCAUCAGAUGCUCCAGCUGCAAUCCAUGCGAGAGCGGGCGAAGGCGCGCAACAAAGUGGAAAUGGACCAGCCCAAGCUCUAUGAGAAUGGGGUCGCGACGCUGUGGCUGCCGACCCGAGUCGUCACACUGUCGCAGUAUCGAGUUCGGGCCGUGGCCACGGGAGACAUGCACACCUUGACCAUCGCGGAGCAUCACCAUGGAUAG